Messenger RNA from Phascolarctos cinereus (koala), 3167 nucleotides. RefSeq names its product DDB1 and CUL4 associated factor 13 (gene DCAF13). Lineage: Eukaryota; Metazoa; Chordata; Mammalia; Diprotodontia; Phascolarctidae. Gene Ontology annotation, cellular component: small-subunit processome; nucleolus. Gene Ontology annotation, biological process: maturation of SSU-rRNA from tricistronic rRNA transcript (SSU-rRNA, 5.8S rRNA, LSU-rRNA). Gene Ontology annotation, molecular function: protein binding. The record is from RefSeq and is a predicted model, not a curated record.
GAAGUAGCGGCGACGAUCCAAGGGGAAGGCGGAAGUCGCGUGUACCGGAGAAUUUGGUGGUGGGAGUGGGACGCAGUCGGAAAGAUGAAGGUGAAAAUGUUGAGCCGGAACCCGGACCAUUAUGUCCGGGAAACCAAGCUGGACCUGCAGAGAGUUCCAAGAAACUAUGAUCCUGCAUUGCAUCCUUUUGAAGUUCCACGAGAAUACACAAGAGCUCUAAAUGCUGUCAAACUGGAACGAGUAUUUGCAAAACCAUUCCUUACUUCCCUAGAUGGCCAUAGAGAUGGAGUAAAUUGCAUGGCAAAACAUCCAAAGAGCUUGUCUACUGUGCUUUCUGGAGCCUGUGAUGGAGAGGUUAGAAUUUGGAACUUGACUAAACGAGAAUGUAUCCGUACACUGCAAGCACAUGAAGGUUUUGUACGAGGAAUGUGUGCCCAUUUCUGUGGAACUUCUUUCUUUACGGUUGGUGAUGACAAGACCGUGAAACAGUGGAAAAUGGAUGGACCAGAAUAUGGAGAAGAGGAGGAGCCUUUACAUACAAUAUUAGGAAAGACAGUGUAUACAGGAAUUGAUCAUCAUUGGAAAAAAGAUAUUUUUGCUACAUGUGGGCAGCAGGUGGAUAUCUGGGAUGAACAAAGAACCAGUCCUAUUUGUUCAAUGACUUGGGGCCUUGACAGUAUAAGCAGUGUUAAAUUUAAUCCAAUUGAGACUAAUAUAUUGGGAAGUUGUGCUUCUGACAGAAAUAUAGUGCUGUAUGACAUGAGGCAAGCCACUCCUUUGAAGAAGGUCAUCUUGGAUAUGAGGACAAAUACGCUUUGUUGGAACCCAAUGGAAGCUUUUAUUUUCACUGCAGCAAAUGAAGAUUAUAACUUAUACACAUUUGAUAUGCGUUCCCUUGAUGAACCUGUAAAGGUACAUGUGGAUCAUGUAUCUGCAGUCCUUGAUGUGGACUACUCACCUACUGGGAAAGAAUUUGUGUCUGCUAGUUUUGACAAAUCCAUUCGAAUCUUCCCUAUAGACAGAAUUCAUAGCAGAGAAGUAUAUCACACAAAGAGAAUGCAACAUGUUAUCUCUGUGAAAUGGACAUCCGACAGCAAAUAUAUUUUGUGUGGAUCUGAUGAAAUGAACAUUCGACUCUGGAAAGCCAAUGCUUCUGAAAAAUUGGGUGUGCUUACAUCACGAGAAAAGGCAGCCUUAAAUUAUAACCAGAAGUUGAAGGAGAAGUUUAAAUACCAUCCUCAGAUAAGUCGAAUAGCUCGACAUCGUCAUUUACCUAAGACCAUCUAUAGCCAAAUUAAGGAACAGCGCAUCAUGAAAGAAGCUCGUCAGAGGAAGGAAAUGAAUCGUAUCAAACAUAGCAAACCUGGAUCUAUACCAUUUGUGCCCGAGAAGAAGAAGCACAUAGUAGCUGUUGUGAAAUAACAUUUGAGAGGUCUGUUGAUUUUUGAGAAUCACAUAAUCUUGGAGCUGAAAGAGACUUUAACAAUCAUCGCACUCAGUGUCCUCAUGUUAUACAUGGAGAUGUUGAGACUUACAAAGGUGUGAAGUGACUUGCCCAGGUCAUAAAGUGGCAGAACCCAGUUCUUUGGAAUCCCAUUCCACUGCUUUUUCUACUGUAUCAAGCUGUCUCAUUCUUACUUAGAUUUGGAAAAGCACCUCUGUAUUUAACGUCUUUUAUAUUUUUUUUGCAUGUAUUCCCAGAGCCGUCUUACUUAAAAGUUGUCUGAAGACAGAAAAUGUCUUUUUGAUAAACCUUUGUACAUUCUUCUGUAAGUUCAUAGAUAGUACAUACAAGCCUGUAAAGCUCAAUAAAUAUUAGUACUGAAAAAUGGUAUAAAAUAUUCAUUUUAUGUACUACCUAAAAGGUAAAACAACCAUUAACAUAGUUCUUGACCAUCAUCAUGUUAAGGCACUGGUUUAUUGCUGAUUUGCAAGAAAAUGUCACCUACUGAGUCACUGGCAUCACCACCUGCAGCAACCUGUGGUUUCCAUAGUGAUGUCUCACAAUGAACUGUGCACAACAGAACCUGACUCAUUAAUUAAGGACAUGAGCAAUUUCCUGCAAUUGAAAGCAAUUCCUAAUUUAGAAUUGAGAGCACAACUUUAAUCAUUUUAAAAUAUAAACUUCACUGAACACAACCUGUUGAAAUUUGGUGCAGGAAAAACACCUAACAAGCAAAGUUGUCAGGACAAAACUGAGAAUGUAAUGAUCUAAACCAGACGUUUAAGUGGAUGGAAUAUUGCUUAGGGUCUUCUAGUAUCCCUGAGAGGGAAGAAGAACAAUCCAGAAUGCUGUUCAACAUCCUCAUUUUUUCCUGUUUUGAUUAGCACACUGUUUUGGAGUGUAGCCACAAAGUGAAGUGUAACACCAUCCAAUCUCGAGUCUGUUUUGAUCCUAAUUCACUUUUAUUUCUUGAACAGGAUAAAUGAUACUCUAUAUUUUCCCUUAUGUAUUGCCAUCUUUGGGAUGUCACUCCUACAUUUUUUGAGGUUGAGGUAUGUGUGUGAGUGAUAGGAAUUAGACAAUUUUUGUUAUAAUGAAAUUUAGUGAUUUACACUAAGGAGACAGUUAAAGGAGAAAAUGGUUAGCCAGGCUCAUCAGAAAUCUUCAUAAGGCUGUUAAUAGUCUAUUUUGUCUUGAGCACUGAUUGAGAAUUAUGUUUCAGUCUGUGAGACAUGAAUGCUUAGUACCUUUAAGUGUUUUACAUAGAAGUGGUAUUUUAUAAACAUGUGAAUGAUAAGGUUUUUGCUUGUUCUUUUAGGAGACAUGUAUAUGGUAAGGACCUGUGGUUUUUGUCAGUAUGAGAAUUCUCCCUGACACAUCACAACUGUUCUAUAAUGUAAUAGCAUAAUGAUUCCUAGUCUUUUGGAGUUUAGACACUUUAUCAUUUGUUUUAUUUUUAGGAAGCCAUUGCUCCUGAAGAUGCUGAGUAUCAUUAAUUUUUUAAAAUUACUUUAAGAUAUUUUUUGAGAAUUUCCCAAUAUCAAUCACUUGAGGUAGUUGAAGCCCCUUGAUGUGAAAAUCAAAUCUAGGGAUCAUUCUAAUAAAUGAAAGCUGAAGAUAAGGAAACAAAAUGGUUCUAGGUGAUUCCUUCUGUGUUGUACGGAAUAAUGUGAAUCUGUAGCCAUACCAUGUGCCACCUCUAAUAAAGAGAAUGUUAUAUGGA